AUUCCAGAUGAUGAACGGGAACACCGUGCACCCACCGCGCGUACGAUACACUCGCGAACACUGCGAAAUUCCUUAGUUGCAAGUUCCAAACACAUCAACUUCUUCUUGUUCCGCCCCCGAGAAGAUCGAAGUGAUUGGGAAAAAUAAUCGAAAGAGAUCUGUCCGGUGGGAAUAAUAAUGGCUCUGACAUGCGUGAAUAUGUCGGAGGAUGUGUGGUUAACUUGCCUGACUCACGCAUUGUCCACCGAGACCGAAGAGAUCAUGGGGCUCCUCCUCGGCGACAUCCAGUACUCGAAGAACGGAAGCGCUACGGCUAUGAUAUGGGGAGCAUCGCCGCAGUCAAGGUCUGAUAGGCAGAAGGAUCGAGUCGAGACCAACCCUGAACAGCUGGCUGCUGCUUCUGCUCAGGCUGAGAGAAUGAGCAUAUCAACGGGCAGAACAACGCGUGUGAUUGGAUGGUAUCACUCCCAUCCUCAUAUCACCGUCCUUCCUUCCCAUGUCGAUGUUCGGACACAAGCAAUGUAUCAGCUUCUUGAUUCUGGUUUUAUUGGUCUCAUUUUCUCCUGUUUUAGUGAAGAUGCUAACAAGAUUGGUAGAAUUCAAGUUAUCGCUUUCCAGUCCUCUGAUGGGAACCCCAACACUCCUCCUAAAUCAACGAGCCUGGUUCUUUCUAAUAAAGACUCUGUCAUCGACCUAGAGUCCUCUUUAAGCUCUUCAGAUUCAGUAUACCAGAGUUCCUCUUCUGCUCGUGGAGGCAAUCCUGACCAAGACGCAACUGAUACAGCUUCAUCUUCCGGACCUAAGGGUGGGGGACGAGUUUCAGAUUUUGGGGAUUUCUUUGUUAACAAUGCUGAGGCCAAAGCCACCGGGACGAGUGGAAACUACAGCUCAGCUGUGGAAAUUGAUUCAAUGGACAUGUCUGAAAGCAUGCAAGAAGCCAUGCUCCGUUCCAACUUGGAAACUAGUGGUGUGGGGUACGUUAAGAAAGAAGUUCCGCUUCAUGUUUUGCCGACUUCAUCACUUCUUCAGCUCAAUUCACCUUUAGCCUCUUAUAAAGAUCUGCAACGAGUGCUCUACGAGGAGGAACGAGCAGCGUACCACCAAUCAGUCCUGCAAAGCAUGAGAAAUGGGAAAGUUCAUCCCCUUGCUUUCAUUCACAACACGUCGACGUAUCAGGCUUCCAUGUGCAAGCUGAUCGAAUACUGCUUGAGUCCUGCGGUUAACGCACUUCAAGAUAGGCUGAGGGAAAACAAGAUCCGGUUAGCAAUGCUGGUGAGUGAAGCUGAGGCUCUGGAAGCACAGAAACUUAAAGGACCGGAAACGAGUGGAGGGACAUCUCGUUUGGUUCAUGGUUCUGGCAGCCGAAGCAGAAGAGGAUCCUAGCUACUAGGAGGGAAGGCAAUAGACUAUCAAACUGCCUUAUUUUCUCUUUGUGUAUUGUGUUAUUUGGACAUUGUGUUUUCUUUCAUUUGUAUCAUAUUAACGCAUCUAUCUCUUCUUAGUUUACCCAUCUGUAACAUUAUUAGUUUUUUUUUUUUGUGCCCUGGAAGAUUUAACUUUUAUUCCAAGAUAUGCCGAUUAACAGA
Brassica oleracea var. oleracea is the source of this 1586-nucleotide messenger RNA. Its product is annotated as 26S proteasome non-ATPase regulatory subunit 14. Gene Ontology annotation, molecular function: polyubiquitin modification-dependent protein binding; metallopeptidase activity; cysteine-type deubiquitinase activity. The record is from RefSeq and is a predicted model, not a curated record. Gene Ontology annotation, biological process: double-strand break repair. The coding region runs from base 178 to 1383 and encodes 401 amino acids. Gene Ontology annotation, cellular component: BRISC complex; BRCA1-A complex. The transcript has 10 exons. NCBI's taxonomy places the organism in Eukaryota, Viridiplantae, Streptophyta, Magnoliopsida, Brassicales, Brassicaceae.